Molecule: messenger RNA, 18661 nt
Organism: Lymnaea stagnalis (great pond snail)
Lineage: Eukaryota; Metazoa; Mollusca; Gastropoda; Lymnaeidae
Source: the annotation of a GenBank genome assembly
ACGGCCCUACAAAGGUCACGUGAGGUUGCUGACAAACAUUCGUUCAGCAGAUAAAGAAAAUAUGAGGACAAAGGAGGUGUCAUUGUUUUUGUUCAUUGUUUCAUCCUUGAUUCUGACUGGACCUUGCGUUUGUGAGAUUAAUUUUUUUUUUCUUUUGUGCUUGCAAAACCAUUUUUCAUAAUUUUUUUACGAAUUCACUUUUAGUUUUAGUGAUAUCCUUUUCUCUUUAUGUACACAAGCAGCCAGAUAUUCUCAAUGUCAUCAUUCUGUUUCAAGUAAGACAUCUAGGUACUAUGCAUAAAUGACAAUACAUAAAUAAAUAAUAAUGCAGCGUGGGAAUUAUGCGUAUGUUAAUUGCAUGUAUUUUAUUGAAUCUUUCUGAAUAUGAAGCGCUUCUGUGCUACUCAGAAUCAGAAGCUUAAAAAUGUUAAUUUACUAUUUGUGUUAUUUGUGGUAUAUUUUUCUUAAUGUCCGUAGCACAUGGAAGAAAAAACUUUUCCCCUCAAGCUCGUUGCGAGUUAACACACCGAGAGAUCUGUCUGGAGAUUGUGUUGGUUAAAAAAAAUAACUAAAUUAAUAUAUGUGCCAAAUAGUAUUACUGACAGUAUCCUAAACUAUGUCUUUAUAAAGUUUAGCAAAUAACGCAAAUAUAGAUAUAUAUUUGAUAACGUAUGCAAAUAAGAUACUAAGGGUUACUUCUAAUAAUGGUGCAAAAUUAUCCUUAAAUGCCACCAUUUAAAUUUCCUCUGAUAAAAAUGUUCGUAAUAAAUAUAUUAAACCUAAAAAUCCCAUUCGGUGGGUCGGUCGUAGAACCCCCCCCCCUCCCCCACACCACUUUUUCCGUGUCUGGAAAAUUCUGGCUACGCCACUGACGAUGUGUAUUUCUGUCACAAGAAACAAACUGUUAUGUGUCACAGGAAACAAACUGUUAUGUGUCACACGAAACAAAAUGUUAUGUGUCACAAGAAAGAAACUGUUAUGUGUCACAGGAAAGAAACUGUUAUGUGUCACAAGAAACAAACUGUUAUGUGUCACAAGAAAGAAACUGUUAUGUGUCACAAGAAACAAACUGUUAUGUGUCACAAGAAAGAAACUGUUAUGUGUCACAAGAAAGAAACUGUUAUGUGUCACAAGAAACAAACUGUUAUGUGUCACAAGAAACGUGAUCCCUACAGAAGAUUUAUUUUAAUAACUCUCUAUAACGAGUGAAAUUAAAAUGUUUAUAGUGAAUCGAGGUACAAUAAGCUUUUAAACAUAAAAAUAGAUUUGAGCACAUAUUGGAUUGCGCAAUGUUUCCAUGGCAGAAGUUUCUCUUGACUACCCGCCACCGUAGACUUCGAAAGUUUCUCUUGACUACAUGCCACCUUAGACUUAGAGAUCUCAGUUUCUCUUGACUACCCGCCACCUUAGACUUCGAGAGUUUCUCUUGACUACAUGCCACCUUAGACUUAGAGCUCUCAGUUACCUGCCACCUUAGACUUCGAGAGUUUCUCUUGACUACAUGCCACCUUAGACUUAGAGAUCUCAGUUUCUCUUGACUACAUGCCACCUUAGACUUCGAGAGUUUCUCUUGACUACAUGCCACCUUAGACUUCGAGAGUUUCUCUUGACCACCCACCAGCUUAGACUUAGAGCUCUCAGUUUCUCUUGACUGCAUGCCACCUUAGACUUCGAGAGUUUCUCUUGACUACAUGCCACCUUAGACUUAGAGCUCUCAGUUUCUCUUGACUGCAUGCCACCUUAGACUUCGAGAGUUUCUCUUGACUACAUGCCACCUUAGACUUAGAGCUCUCAGUUACCUGCCACCUUAGACUUAGAGAGUUUCUCUUGACUACAUGCCACCUUAGACUUAGAGCUCUCAGUUACCUGCCACCUUAGACUUAGAGAGUUUCUCUUGGCUACCUGCCACCUUAGACUUAGAUAUCUCAAUUAAAAAAAAAAAAAAUUCAAUGGAAACUAAAAAAAAAAGUUUCAAUGGAAACUAAAAAAAAAUGUCUUUAAAAAUUAAAGUAAAGCAAACAAAAUUAAAAUUAAUCUACUGCUUUAAGGCUUAAAGUUUGAUCUCUACUCACGAGGUCAACUAAUACACAGGGAUUGAGAUAUCUGAGCUCUGGGACAAAGUCUUUUUGCCCGUGGCUUUAAGCGGAGCUUGUAACAUUUUUACUGCUCUAAGCUAAAACAAUAAUUUUAAAAAAAAAUAAUUUUAAAAAUUUAAGUUAGAAAAAAUAAUAUAUUUAAAAGUUUUAAAUACGAAAAAAAAUAAUUCGUUAAAAAUGAUGCCAUGUUGUUCUAUUAGCUAUGUUGCUCUACUCUUAUACCAGCAAUGUUGCCCCCACUCUUCUACCAAUUUUGUUCCCUACCUUUCUACCUGCUUUUGCCCUACUCUUCUACCAGCAUCCCUGCUAAUAAUAUUAAUUAAUUUCUAUGAAUUUAAUAGAUUAUUUAUAGCAGUAGAAAUUGAAGUACAGUAAUGUAUUAACUGAUUCAUUUCUUGACACCUACUUCACUAAUUUGAACUAAUGAAACAUGUCUUUCAUUAGAGCUGCAAGACUGCAUACUACCCCAAUGAUGGAGUCAGUGGUGAACAAACCCACAUAUCUGUAAACUAACACAAUGGUGGGCUCAGUGUUACACAAACCCACAUAUAUUAUGUAUACUACCACAAAGGUGGGCUCAAUGUUACAAACCCACAUAUCUGUAAACUACCACAAAGGUGGGCUCAGUGUUACACAAACCCACAUAUCUGUAAACUACCCCAAUCAUUGACUCACUGUUACUUACACAAACCCACCAAUAGGAUGUUUCUAAUGAGCAAUGUCUUCUAUUAUUAAGGCUGGUUACUACCCCAAUGGUGGACCCAGUGUUACACAAACCCACCAAUAGGAUGUUUUCCCACAAGUUACCCAUACAACAACACUGCCGGACUUGGGCCACAGAGUCCCCAGAUAAUUCGGCCACAGUUUCAUUUCUAUGGCAACUCUGAUCAUGCUACAGUCACACUUGACCAGCUCCAUCAGGUUAGACAUUUUUUAAAGGAAUUGUUUGACUAACAGCGCCUUAGAAUUAGAGCCUUGGAAAUAUCUGUGACAUGGGCGUAACAUGAUUAACUUAGAGCUUUAUACUAUAUAUGUGACAUGGGGGUAAAAUGAUUAACUUAGAGCUUUAUACUAUAUCUGUGACAUGGGGGUAAAAUUAUUAACUUAGAGCUUUAUACUAUAUCUGUGACAUGAGAGUAAAAUGAUUAACUUAGAGCUUUAUACUAUAUAUGUGACAUGAGAGUAAAAUGAUUAACUUAGAGCUUUAUACUAUAUAUAUAUAUCUGUGACAUGAGAGUAAAAUGAUUAACUUAGAGCUUUAUACUAUAUAUGUGACAUGGGGGUAAAAUGAUUAACUUAGAGCUUUAUACUAUAUCUGUGACAUGGGGGUAAAAUUAUUAACUUAGAGCUUUAUACUAUAUCUGUGACAUGAGAGUAAAAUGAUUAACUUAGAGCUUUAUACUAUAUCUGUGACAUGGGGGUAAAAUGAUUAACUUAGAGCUUUAUACUAUAUCUGUGACAUGGGGGUAAAAUGAUUAACUUAGAGCUUUAUACUAUAUAUGUGACAUGGGCGUAAAAUGAUUAACUUAGAGCUUUAUACUAUAUCUGUGACAUGGGGGUAAAAUGAUUAACUUAGAGCUUUAUACUAUAUAUGUGACAUGGGCGUAAAAUGAUUAACUUAUUCUAUUGGGGUAUUGAACCCUAUCAUCGCAGAAUAGCUUAAAAUGGUUAUUUUUAUUUGAUUUUUAAAAAUACUUAAGCAUUAUUACCAAAUCAAUAUAUUCUUUUGAAUUGAUAGAAAGAUGCCUUCAAGUUAAACCAAUUGCACUUUCAAUUUCUGUGACAGGUUCGUGACAAUGUGUUCAACCCUGCUGUCAAGACUGUCGUCAUCAUUCAUGGGUACCUAGAGAACACCAAUACGGAGUGGAUAGAACAAAUGGCCACUGCAAUAUUACAGAAGGUAACAGCGUGUGAUUGUAGCCUAUACAACUAAACUAAUGCUCGAGUUUUCACCACAAAUUAUGUUAAAUCAGUCCCACUCCGUGGACCCGAAACUUGGGGAACAGCGGCGAGCAUCCCGCAGAAAGUACAUACUUUCAUAAACGUAUUGCCUUAGAAAGAUUCUGAACAUAAAAUGGCCAAAUCACCGUCACCCACAAGACUCACUGGAGAUGACAUAUCAAGAGCCUGUUGUUGACGACAUCAAAACGAUAAGAUAGAGGUGGGUAAGGCAAACUCUUUGUGGAACCCCCCCCCCCUAUAACAUCACCAGACAUUCCCUAAACAUGGAACCCACAGCGAAAAGGGAAGAGAGGAAGGCCACAGAAUACAUGGGCACGCGAACCAGAUGCAGAAACACAAAGUAUGGUAUACGCCUGGGAACAACUGUAAAGGAAAGCACAUGACCGAGAUGAAUGGACAAUUCUUAAAGACCUCCUUUUUCUCAUGUGAGGUUAAAAGGCAUAAACUGAUAAAAUAACUGCAAAAAAAGUUUUUUUUUAAUGAAUACUGGUGAAUGUGCACCCAAAUCAUCGAGAUAAUUCUGGUCUGAUGUAACCGAAAGACGUUUUAAAAAUCUUUCGCCGUUAAAAAGAAAAAUAUAACCUCUCAUAUACUGUAUAUUUAAGGGACGGUGAUUCUUAGGUUUUAAAAUGUAGCUGAAGCUAAUCCUCUAGUUUAUAAAGGAGUACCAAAUUCAAAAUUAGCAUGUUGCGGUCAUGUCCAGACAAGAAUUGGGAAAAGUUAAGGAAAAUAUUGUGGAGAAUGGUCAAACUUUUUAAAGGUUUAGGUGGGGCAGGCAGAUUAACUAAAUGUGCUAUAAAGCUGCCCAGCCAAGGACAUUAUGGUGGGGCAGUCAGAAAAACUUUUAGGGGACAUGGGUAAAAUGAAAAAUAUAUUUAUCUGGGCAAUAAUUCAUUUUGUAAGCAUAAAAAUUGUGAUAGUUGGUGUCUCAAGAUAAAGUAGAAACUGGAAAAAAUGAAAGUUUUUCCUUCUCUUGUGAUGAGUAAUAUUAUGCCAGUAUUUCAGAUUUCAUGUGAUGAUCUUUCAGCCAAAAUAGGUCCACACGGGGAGGGGGAGUGGUGCCCGGAAAGGGGGGGGGGGGAAUGCAAAUGAAGCUUUCCAUAAUUUAAUUGGUAUCGCUGUCCCAAGACCAAGAAAUCAUUUGUUGAAGAUGAUGCCACUAGAAAAAGCUGUAGAUGAUACCACUUUAUGCCAGUAUUUCAGAUUUCAUGUGAUGAUCUUUCAGCCAAAAUAGGUCCACACGGGGAGGGGGAGUGGUGCCCGGAAAGGGGGGGGGGAAUGCAAAUGAAGCUUUCCAUAAUUUAAUUGGUAUCGCUGUCCCAAGACCAAGAAAUCAUUUGUUGAAGAUGAUGCCACUAGAAAAAGCUGUAGAUGAUACCACUAGAAAUAGCUGUAGAUGAUGCCAAUGGAAAUAGCUGUAGAUGAUGCCACCAGAAAUAGCUGUAGAUGAUGCCACUAGAAAUAGCUGUAGAUGAUGCCACUAGAAAUAGCUGUAGAUGAUGCCACUAGAAAUAGCUGUAGAUAAUGCCACUAGAAAUAGCUGUAGAUGAUGCCACCAGAAAUAGCUGUAGAUAAUGCCACUAGAAAUAGCUGUAGAUGAUGCCACUAGAAAUAGCUGUAGAUGAUGCCACUAGAAAUAGCUGUAGAUGAUGCCACUAGAAAUAGCUGUAGAUGAUGCCACCAGAAAUAGCUGUAGAUGAUGCCACUAGAAAUAGCUGUAUUAGCUGUAGAUGAUGCCACCAUAAAUAGCUGUAGAUGAUGCCACCAGAAAUAGCUGUAGAUGAUGCCACCAGAAAAAGCUGUAGAUGAUGCCACCAGAAAUAGCUGUAGAUGAUGCCACCAGAAAUAGCUGUAGAUGAUGCCACCUGAAAUAGCUGUAGAUGAUACCACCAGAAAUAGCUGUAGAUGAUACCACCAGAAAUAGCUGUAUUAGCUGUAGAUGAUGCCACCAGAAAUAGCUGUAGAUGAUGCCACCAGAAAUAGCUGUAGAUGAUGCCAAUAGAAAUAGCUGUAGAUAAUGCCACUAGAAAUAGAUGUAUAUGUUGCCACCAGAAAUAGCUGUAUAUGUUGCCACCAGAAAUAGCUGUAGAUGAUGCCACCAGAAAUAGCUGUAUUAGCUGUAGAUGAUGCCACCAGAAAUAGCUGUAUUAGCUGUAGAUGAUGCCACCAGAAAUAGCUGUAUUAGCUGUAGAUGAUGCCACCAGAAAUAGCUGUAUUAGCUUUAGAUGAUGCCACCAGAAAUAGCUGUAGACGAUGCCACCAGAAAUAGAUGUAGAUGAUGCCACCAGAAAUAGCUGUAGAUGAUGCCACCAGAAAUAGUUGUAAAUGUUGCUUCUAGAAAUAGUUUUCUCAAAAUAUCAUUUGCCUUAGAAUUACUUCGUAUCAAACUCCUUCAUUACUUAAUCAAUAGCUAUAUAAAUUGGCAUACAUGUCCAUGAUAUAUUUAUUUUCUGCUUUAAUAAGAUUAUUCAGAUCGUUUAAAAAAAUAAAAUAUAUUCGGGAAAGUAUUAACGCGUAUAGCCAAACUUUUGCAUCGAAGAUUAGGGAUAUUUUCAGGAAAAUUACAUUUUCUCUUUAAUACAAAUAUUUUACUAACCAUUUAUAACACCAUCAAUUAUUGCAGCAUGUCAAUUUUUUAAGGUUCUGGGUCUAUCUGUACUGGAGAUUUAUUUUAUUACUUAUAUCGAUUUUAGAAAUGUUUUUAAAUGUAUUUUGUUCCACAUGAUUUAUAAUAACUGAAACCAAAAAUAUGGUCGAGUUCCUUAAUUUCAAUUUUUGGGCUUCCCCUGCCCUAAACCACUAGAUAUCUCAGUGCUAGAGCAACUACAAGUAGCACCGUCACGUGACUUUUUUUUGGGGUGCGGGUGGGGUCCGUGAUAACCUUUCGGUCCAUUCAAAGUUGUUAUUUUAUUCCUCCCCCCCCCACCCACCCGCAUCACAUCUUCGUCGCCAUAAAAAUCCGAGGCCUCCUGCAUCAGAAGAGGUUGCAGGGCGCACGCAACGGCUGUGGUACCAGCAUGGUACUAAGCUGAUGUCCUGUCCGUUUGUCCACCAUACAAAUACGCUACAGUAAAUUAAAACUACAUUAAAACAUUGCUAAAAAAAUCGAUUAACUUUCCAGGGGGGGGGCAAAAUUUUUUUAGCAAUGUUUUAAUGUAGUUUUAAUUUACUGUAGCGUAUUUGUAUGGUGGACAAACGGACAGGACAUCAGCUUAGUUACUUUCUCUUUAUUUGCUCUUUACUUUAAUAAAUUGUUUGUCUAUUUUUGUCUAAAAAUUUUGUAUCCAAUCAAUCCAGGGGGGGGGGGCAAGUGCCCACCUUGCCUCUACCUGCGGGCGCCCAUGGGUACCAGCCAAUAAAAAACGAAAAUACAGUGGAAAAACAGCUGUAACGCGCCCCGCAUAACGCGAUCUAAAAUUAGGAACUUCAAUUGUCACAUUAUAUUCAAACGAAUCGCUCUGAUCUUUAUUUUAUUUGAAUAUAUUGAAAAUGCCUAGUUGAAUUUGAACGUAAUUCAUGAAACAAAAAAGCUAAUGGCUAAUUCUGUUGGUUUACAGCAGUGUUUGUUUUUGUUUUUUUAAAGAAUUGAUUCUAAUGUCGGUAUUUCAUGUUUGCAAAGGGCGACGUUAAUGUUGUUGUGGUGGAUUGGAGCAGAGGCGCCAACAAUCUGAUCUACUACCAGAGUGCUGCGAAUACACGGGUCGUUGGUGCAGUGCUGGCAUUACUUCUACAGGUCAGUCAAUGGGUUGUCAUUACUUCUACCGGUCAGUCAAAGGGUUGUCAUUACUUCUACAGGUCAGUCAAUGGGUUGUCAUUACUUUCUACCGGUCAGUUAAAGGGUAAGCAUUACUUCUACAGGUCAGUCAAUGGGUUGUCAUUACUUCUACCGGUCAGUUAAAGGGUAAGCAUUACUUCUACAGGUCAGUCAAUGGGUUGUCAUUACUUCUACCGGCCAGUUAAAGGGUAAGCAUUACUUCUACAGGCCAGUCAACGGGUUGUCAUUACUUCUACCGGUCAGUUAAAGGGUAAGCAUUAUACUUCUACAGGCCAGUCAACGGGUUGUCAUUACUUCUACCGGUUAGUUAAAGGGUAAGCAUUAUACUUCUACAGGCCAGUCAAUGGGUUUCAUUACUUCUACCGGUCAGUUUAAGGGUAGGCAUUACUUCUACAGGUCAGUCAAUGGGUUUCAUUACUUCUACCGGUCAGUUAAAGGGUAAGCAGUUAAAAUGUACAAGUCAGUCAUUGGGAGGACUUUACUUCUACAGGUCAGUCAUUGGGUUGGCAUUACUUCUACAUGUCAUUUAAACGGUUGGCAUUACUUCUAAAUGUCAUUUAAAGGGUUGGCAUUACUUCUACAUGUCAUUUAAAGGGUUGGCAUUACUUCUACAUGUCAUUUAAAGGGUUGGCAUUACUUCUACAUGCCAUUUAAAGGGUUGGCAUUACUUCUACAUGUCAUUUAAAGGGUUGGCAUUACUUCUACAUGUCAUUUAAAGGGUUGGCAUUACUUCUACAUGUCAUUUAAAGGGUUGGCAUUACUUCUACAUGUCAUUUAAAGGGUUGGCAUUACUUCUACAUGCCAUUUAAAGGGUUGGCAUUACUUCUACAUGUCAUUUAAAGGGUUGGCAUUACUUCUACGUGUCAUUUAAAGGGUUGGCAUUACUUCUACAUGUCAUUUAAAGGGUUGGCAUUACUUCUACAUGUCAUUUAAAGGGUUGUCAUUACUUCUACAUGCCAUUUAAAGGGUUGGCAUUACUUCUACAUGUCAUUUAAAGGGUUGGCAUUACUUCUACAUGCCAUUUAAAGGGUUGGCAUUACUUCUACAUGUCAUUUAAAGGGUUGGCAUUACUUCAACAUGUCAUUUAAAGGGUUGGCAUUACUUCUACAUGUCAUUUAAAGGGUUGGCAUUACAUCUACAGGUCAGUAAAUAAGUGCGCCGCAAAAUAAACAAAAUUUGCAUAAUUUUAUUACUAUCUCCAUCUAAUGUGAAAGGGCAAGAAAUCUAGUGGGCCUGUUGCAAGCAAUUUACCGACAUAGUAAUUAGACUAUUAAAAAAUUGCACUAGAUGGUGCUCUGUAGGCCUAUUUUUAAAUAUGAUUUCAUUUAUUUUUAUAUUUUAAACUUAAUUAUAUAAAAAAGAAAUAUUUCUCUAUUUGGCAUUAUACUUGUAAUAAUUUGACAAAUGGCGCUUUGGGAAAGUCGAGAUUGAGCCCGGGCAACAAGGUUUUGGGAUCAACUGCCAUAUAUUAUUGUAUUUGUAGAUUUUAGGAGCAACUGCCAUAGAUUAUUGUAGCUGUAGAUUUAAAUAUAAUAUUUCCUCCAUUAUAAUGUUGCAAACAUCCACUUGCCACUGAUUGGAGCAUGUGAUUAAACACGUGGACAACACAAGCAGACCACACUUAUCAAAACCACAUCAUGCAUAGUUUCAAAUUAAAGGGGAAAAAUUGAUAAAAAGCCACACUAAACCAGAAAAAGUCCGUUUUUUUUUUUUUAAUUUUAAAAAUGGUACCCAUACCUGUGUGUGCGCACGAUACAAGACCACAACUUAGACCUAGUUGUCUCCUUUGGACUUAAGAGAUGUCAACCAAGUACUUCCUUGGAAUGAAUGAAAGUUAUUUUUCUAUGUCGACUGUGUUGAUCUCCUAGAACUGAACAUGAAAUCAGCGACAUAUUUUUAGCAUGUUAAGUAUCAAUAUGAUUAUAUUUGAUGUUUCAAAAUAAUCAGUGCUACGAGGCAAUAGAAAACGAAAAAUAUAGUGAGGAAUUGCUGCAAAGCGCGAUCCAAAAAUCGGAAACUACAUAAAAAAUAUCAUGUACCUGGACAUUGGUGACUAUUCCACUUACUUAAGGCAGUAGAGAUGUGCAAAGUUUUGUAGGCUAAUCAGAGGCGUAGCGAUGAUAUUUUGCGCCCGGGGACGAACUAUAAAAUUGGCGCCUCAGCCCCCCCCCCCCCCCCCCCCCCCCCACAAUUUUCUAUUAUAAUGGAUAAGGAAAACAAAAUAAAUUUUCAUCAAACAUUGUAUUGAGAGAAGCAAAUUGAUAGAAAUGAUAGUACAUUACCCACUCAGUCACUUAGGCCGAAUGGUCUAAACUGAGCAAAAUCUCAAGUUGGUGGUCUGGAGUUCAAUUCCAGCCAGAGCCCAGUCAAGCAAUAACACCACCAGCACCGCGGGUAGAUGAGACUCGUCAACCUUGGAUGGCGACUCAUCUAAGAGAAGGAAACCCUGAAAUCAAACCCGGAGAUGGAGUCCCGAAAGGCGGAUAACAUUGAUACAAUGAAACAUUCCGGCAACUCCUGCGACGUCACUGGUUACCCAGCGGUGUGGAGAAAGGCGAUUUGCUGUUGGGAACCAGCUUAUAAUCCUUGAAGUAUAAUCCCAGGCCAUGUGGAUUUCGUCCUCCGAAACCCACUCCAUCGUCACAUUGUGACGGACGGAUGCCAACACUGUCGUAGACUGGUUCACAUAGUCUACUAAAGAUUAAUUUUCUCGUUGUCACUGUCGCUUACUGGUCAAUGACGCAAUCAAAAUCGGUUGUUUUUUUUCCCCCCAAUGUUUCUCUUUCAACGCUAAGAAGAGCAAGAGCGCUCAGACAAUCUUGUCCCAAUGACGCAAUCAAAAUCUGUUUUUUUUUUUCCACAAUUGUUUCUCUUUCAACGCCAAGAAGAGCAAGAUCGCUCAGACAAUCCUGUCCCAUUGACGCACGCAAAUGUGACAAAAUAAGUAGGCUUUCAGACGGCACGUCUGCUGAGCCACUGUACCGAUCUUUUGACCGAUUUAUUUCCCUGGUUUACUUAUUAUAAUGUAACGUUUUACGCCUCUUUUGGCGCCCAUGUUCCUUGGCGCCCGGGGACAUAUGUAUCCCCUGCACCCCCCCCCCCCCCCCCCCCCUCUGAGGCUAAUUACUUUCUUGAAGACAGCAAAAAAAGCUGAUUAUAAAGUGCCAUUAAAAUGAAAAAGACUCAGCCUCCUGUUGUUUUGUGUGUGUGUGUGUGUCUGGGUGUGAGUGUGUUGUUUUAACAUUUUUUAAAAUGGAAAAUUGUUAUACGCAAAUAAUGAUACAUAAUCUUAAUUAUAGAUUUUUAAUUUUUUAUUUUUUUUUACAGUUCGAUUUGAGGGCAUAAGUAUGCUCUAAUCUGGCAAAAUGUACAAUGCUGGUAAAUUUUUAAAUCUAAUCAAGGCUUGGUGGCAUAAACAAUGUAUAUCUAACAUUUGAAAAGAAUAUUUCCGUAGAGAACAAAGUUUUUUUGGAAAUAAAACUAGGCCCUAAAAAAAUUUUUGUUGUAGACUCUAAAUCUCCAAAAUCUUUUUUUUUUAACAAAAAAAAAACCCCCAAAUGGAUUUUCUAACGUCAAAGAAGUUAAAAAUGGCCGAUUUCUAUAGAAGAACAAGUGGACGACCCACUUAGCCGUCACAUUGUAGAUGGGCAAACUGUUGUCACGUAGAUUUGUCUGAGGUAAGAGCUGCCGUCGAACACGUGACAGUCCUUCAACAUCAGACGGGUAACAAUUAACUGCUUGAAAAUCUAAUCACUGGCGUGUGUUCAUCCACAGGAGCUGGUGUCCAUGGGCUCAGAGCCUGGUUUAGUUCACCUCAUCGGCUUUAGUCUCGGAGCACACGUGGCUGGCUACGCGGGGGGUCAGGUGAACGGGAUCGGGAGGAUAACAGGUGAGUCGAAAGCUAGUCCCUGGAGCUGGCGCUUGGCGUGGGACAAAGAAUUGUGUAAUCGAAUUAAAAGUUGAUACUUAGCAGGCAGUCAUCUUUAAGUUAUACGCAGUUCUUGCAAGAGGUUAGCCAUAUCCGCGCCGUGUUUACCUCUGUCGCCAGAUGGAAUUCAGUAUAGGAUUGUUCAGCUUUUCAUAAGCCUCAGGCCUUUGCCAAAGGCAAACAGAAUUAAUAUAUUUUGAAUAUGGACCACAACUUAAAGCUUGUAACGCUUCCCAAAUCACACUUAGAUUUGUAAGUACACUAGUACUGUAUUUUUAAAAGGCAUAUUAAAAUAGACUUCCCAAGUUGAUCUUGUCCGCCCGCACUCAUUGCGCACCGUGAUGCGCUCGCUUUCGCUGCUUCCCCCGUCUUCCGCACCAAUUGCGCACAAAAGAAUACAUUCGUUACUCACAUCGACAACUUACAAACCAUACCGAAAAUAAAGGCAAAUGACCGUCUGUACAGUAUACAACUAAACUUGGUGGAUAUAUGGAGCGCCAUCUGGAAUUAUUAUUAGGGUAUAGAUUAUGCAUCUCUGUCCGCAAAUUAUACACGCCACUACGGUUGCAUUGUCCCAGCUUGUAUUAAAAUAUUUCCCUCGUCUUGUACAUUACUAACUUUUUACUAGUUACGUAUUUUUAGAGUGUUUUUUCUCUUGUCUAUUACUAAGAUAUUAUUAUAGUUAUAAUAUAUUUUUUGACCCACAUAGUUACUGUAAAUUAUAUUUAAAUUAUAAUAUAUAGCUAACUCAGUGGGGUUUCAUAUUUCUGUUAUAUUCAUCAAUUCAGUUAUGAUAUUUUUUUUUGUUCAUCUCUCCAUAAAAAGUUUGUUUAAUCCCACAUCACAGGUUAUGUUUUAAUCCCACAUCACAGGUCAUGUUUUAAUCCCACUUCACAGGUCAUGUUUUAAUCCCACAUCACAGGUCAUGUUUUAAUCCCACAUCACAGGUCAUGUUUUAAUCCCACUUCACAGGUCAUGUUUUAAUCCCACAUCACAGGUCAUGUUUUAAUCCCACAUCACAGGUCAUGUUUUAAUCCCACUUCACAGGUCAUGUUUUAAUCCCACAUCACAGGUCAUGUUUUAAUCCCACAUCACAGGUCAUGUUUUAAUCCCACUUCACAGGUCAUUAUCACAGGUCAUGUUUUAAUCCCACAUCACAGGUCAUGUUUUAAUCCCACAUCACAGGUCAUGUUUUAAUCCCACAUCACAGGUCAUGUUUUAAUCCCACAUCACAGGUCAUGUUUUAAUCCCACAUCACAGGUCAUGUUUUAAUCCCACAUCACAGGUCAUGUUUUAAUCCCACAUCACAGGUCAUGUUUUAAUCCCACAUUACAGGUCAUAUUUUAAUCCCACAUCACAGGUCAUGUUUUAAUCCCACAUCACAGGUCAUGUUUUAAUCCCACAUCACAGGUCAUGUUUUAUCUCCCAACCCCCUACCCCAAAUUAAAUCACAGGUCUUGACCCUGCUGGUCCAAGUUUUGAAGGAACCCCACCUGAAACAAGACUGGACCCCACUGAUGCCAUAUUUGUGGAUGUCAUUCACACUGACGGUGCCCCGGGCAUUGGCAUGGGUAAAAAAAUGAUCCUAGCUGUUCGUGGAUAAUUUAGUCAAAGUCUGAUAAUGAUAUAUUGAGACUAGACCCUGGCACGAGGGGCCUUUUUUUUCCUUCACCUUUUGAUUUGAGUUUUCGUAUAAUAAGAUCCUAAAAUAUCAACCACCUAAGUAUAAGAUUUUAUUGUAGAGUAUUCGCCAAAACUGACUGCACUAUUAUACUCCCGCAUUGUUAACGCGUACGUGGUUUUGUCAACGCUGCGUAGCUCAGGCCGCCACGUGUUCCUCAGCAGUGAAAAUGAUGAUGUGACGGGCAGUUGGUGUCAAUGGGUCUCUAAUGGAGGACAGGGUAUUACAGUUGAGUAUGUGUUUCGCCCAUGCGUAUGUGAUUAAGAGAUCGUGUCUGGGGGGGGGCGUGUUGGAACAAAUGGUGGCAGGACAGUUCUUAUAAAGAUUUAAUAAGACAGCACCAAGUAACAGUGCCGUCUAUUGUUUUUAAAUUUCUCAGUUCUUGAAGUGUAUUGUAUGUGUUAUGUUGUUGUUGUUACUUGUAGGGUUGUAAUUAUCAUUUAUACUAUACUGUGCAUCCACAUUUUACAUGCGUUCACCAUGUUUAUCCAAAUAAGUACCAGAGGAAUUAGCAUCCCGACUCUUAUUGAUUGAUGAACGGACACACAAUUAAACAAUAUCUCUAUGGAUCAGAGUAAAAUAUAAUCCUUCAUACAACUUCUUCUGUUUCACAAAAUGAGCAUUAAGAUGCUAAUAAUAACUAAAAUGAACAUGGCCAGUGCCAAAUAAAGGAAUCCUUGCAGAACAACACUCAUGACCUUUAAAACUCUAUCCCAUCAUUCCUUCACUUCCUGUUAUUUUUAUUUAACAAAAACAAUACAUUAUUUUUACGAAAAAAAUUGAUAUCUAAAUAUUAGAUUUGUGACAUGUACACGUGUAUUGUGUACAAGUGUAUUGUUUCAGCGGACAGGAAGUCUGGCCCACCGGUAAGCUUUAUGAUUUGAAUCCCGCUAUGGGCGCCCGCAGGUAGGGGCAAGGGGGGAGGGGGCAUCUUUCAAACUGAACAUCUUUCAAACUGAACAUCUUUCAAACUGAACAUCUUUCAAACUGAACAUCUUUCAAACUGAACAUCUUUCAAACUGAACAUCUUUCAAACUGAACAUCUUUCAAACUGAAUAUCUUUCAAACUGAAUAUCUUUCAAACUGAAUAUCUUUCAAACUGAACAUCUUUCAAACUGAACAUCUUUUAAACUGAACAUCUUUUAAACUGAAUAUAUUUAAUGCGCCCUUUCACCAGUUAAGGACAUAGGUGCAUUUUCGUAGUCUAUUCAGGUUGGACAACUCUUCACAGAGCCAAAUGUUCCAGCCAGAGUGAUGCAUUGUGAACAUUUCUGGCUAUGGUUCACCAGGAUCCAGAUCUGUAUAUGAUUGUGUGGCUCUCCUACGAAAGUCACAUUCACUUACUGGUCGAUCCUGGACUUUCCCUUCCGUUGACAGAGUAGCUUUUUCCAAAGCUAUGCUACUUUUUUUUUUUUUUCAAGCUCUCAAUGAAUUUUUUCUGCCACGUUUAUUCGAACACGUUCACCCUAUACAUUCCCAUAUACGUAUGAGCGCAAAUAAUGCUCGGCGACGACUGACCUUUUCUCCACUGAGAGACACAAUCCACAAAAUAACUGCCUAACAAUAUCUAUAUUUUUCACUAUCGGGAACACGUGGCAGCUGGAGUUAUGCACCGUUGACAGAAACACCAGUAAACCGUCGAUUCGGGAGUUUCUGUUCUGUUAGUUUGAUGUUGUUGUGUUGCGCAUAGAGUAUAUAAUAUCAUUUGUUAAUCCGGGGAAAUAAUUUUCUGUGAACCAAUCGUCAUAUAAAUUUUCAACAGAAGAGUUUGUUUCUCAAACGAUCCUGUUAGUAUGGUCGUAGAUAGGAAAUAGUUUCAUGUUUAAAAAAAAAAAAAUGAUGCAUCUACUGUAACUUUAUUAGCCUUACAGCUCCAGCUGACCGAUUCAAUGAUGUACUGACUUAUUUCAGGGACCCUGGAACCAAUGGGAACGGUGGAUUUCUACCCAAACGGCGGGAUGCAUCAGCCAGCGUGCCCAAACCGUGUUGUUGACAGAUUGUCCGCCAUGUUUGAAACAUUAGGUCUCUCUCGUGGUAAAAAAAAAAAGGAACAGAACUAUAGACCGAUUUUAGGUGGGGUGGGGGGUGGGGGGUAUUCCUUAAAUGACGUCACAUCAUUUAUUACACUUUCCCAUUACGUACAAUUUCGCUAUUUUUAGUUGACAAUGUAGGCCAACCUAAUUUAUUAAACAUAUGAUCUCAUAGAGUAAAAAAACAAAAAAAACAAAAAGAUGAAUUAAACAAAUUUAAAAACCAAAGACCAAAACAAAAACUGUACAUAAAAAAAAUGUCUAUAAUUCGCUUUUAGUCAUGUCAUUAUAGUUUUAUUUACAUUCUAGCUUCUCUGCUCUCUUACUAUAUAUAUACAUUAAUAUUAAAAAUUAAGGGCCGUCCAUAAAGUACGUUACGUUAUUUUUUACUAUUUACCCCCCCCCUUCUCCCCCUGUCACAAAUCUCGCAACCCCCCCCCCCCUAAAGUACGUCACAGUUUCGAACAAUUUUUUUUUUAAUUAGUACCUAAUUAAUAUUUAUUCUAAAACACAUCACUAUUAAACUGUAUUAAAAUAUAAGAUUUCCACUUAAAAUAACUAUCACGUUUUAAAAUGAUUUUAAUAGUAAAAUAGUUACUAGCGCUCCUGGCGAGAGGAAUCGUGAACAAAACAUUCAGGAGAUACACAUUUCAUGCUAUAUUGACAUAAAACUAAUUCAAAUGUUUCACCAAAUUUUUGAACAUUAUUUUUAAAGCUAUUAAAUUCUACUUUAAAAAUAAAAAUAAUUUAGGAAUAAAAUUUUAAAACAUUAAUGUGUGACGUCACACAUGGCCUGACCCCCCCCCCCUUUUCCCCCAACUGUCACCCUUUCUUACACCCCUCCCCCCCUCCCCUUUUUUGGAGCGUGACCUACUUUUUGGACGGCCCCUUAGGUAUGUUACCGGUUUUUAAUUUAUGAUUAUUUCCCCCCCGCCCUUUCCCCCAACUGUCACCCUUUCUUACACCCCUCCCCCCCUCCCCUUUUUUGGAGCGUGACCUACUUUUUGGACGGCCCCUUAGGUAUGUUACCGGUUUUUAAUUUAUGAUUAUUUUUUAUCUAUUUAUUUAUUUACGCUUUGAUGUGACGUCACAUUUUUCCAAUGUGCCGUAACUCACCACACGCCAUGACCUUUGUCCCUGAAUUAAUUAUAGAUGGGCCAAUGGUGCGUCGUGUCAUCACCUUUAAGAAGACCCUUAAUCAAACAAAUAGUUUUAUAUUUUGAGAUCUGAUAACUUUUUUAGCUGUCUAUGGAAUUAGACUUUAUUUCAAGUUUUAUCAUUAUUUCACGAGCAAAUGGCAGCAACUUUAAUAUGUUCCUUUUACAAAGUCCAAAUAGUAAGUUGCCAUGGAAACCUUAAAGUUUACUUUCUGGGACAAGACAGACACAAAGAGGUUCGAUAGAGGAAAGGAUUUUUUACCCCCUAGAUUUAAAAAGAAUACAUUUUUAGACUUGAUUCUUACAGUAGGCUACUAAUUUCAGUGAAAGUUAGACUGGCUUAAUUCUUGUGGACAGCCACGGGGAAAUAAUAUAAGAAAUAGAACCUGAAUAGAAUUUGUUACACUUAAGAUUCUGACAGGCUUUAAAAAAGUACUAAGCUUAUUUACUGGCCACCCGGUUGUGUGAGUUAUGUGAUUCAACCGUGUGUGUUUACAGGUCUCAGAGGUGCUUCGGUGCAAACAGCUGUUGCUUGCUCUCAUAUGCGGGCGACACACAUAUUUACAUACUCCAUAAACAACAACUGCACUCUGCCUACGCGUCGCUGCCCGUCCCACGAGAGGCUGGCGCGUGAGGAAUGUGAAUCAUGUGACUACAACCGUUGUCCUGUGAUUGGCUAUAAUCUGCUUCCGGAGAAUGUCAGGGAUAGUAUUGCAGUAUAUCGCACGGACGUCCAUGGCGAAUCGCCAUACUGUUGUAAGGUUGUUUUACAGUAAAAAAUAUACUUAAAAUAUUUUUUAGCUAAUGCUGAGAAUGGGUGCCAUUAGGAAUAGAUUUAGGGUUCAGGCUAGGUUAGACUCCUUGUUCUGCUUGAAUAACAUAAAGAAUGGAUAAGUUAUUAAUGUAUUUUUUUAAAUCGAAAGCCAACAAGUCAGGAAAUAGGCAACAAAGUAGCCACACUCAAGAAGAAGCAUUACAUUACAUAGAAAUAUAUAGCAACUCUCUGAAGCAAAAGUCAAAUUUUGUCUAACAAACAUGACUCUUAAGUCUCACACUUUAUCGUGGGUUACUGUUAUUUAUUCCAGACAGUUUAUUUGAUUAAUUAUUAUGUUGUUAUUCCCCCUUUGUUCUCCUCUCGGUGCCACUGGCCAGAUUUUGGCAGUAGAAAGUCCAACUGGUAUAAGCAUUAUCCUUGAGAAAUAAAUUGUUUUCCAAAGUAUUUACCAUUUAGUUCAUCUUACAUUCGAACCCACUUAUCUCGACCUCGGAAAUGAAAUGACAAUCUCGUUAUCCACGCAAUUAACUUGACACAGCAAGAAGCGAAGAGCUACAAGCUUGCAAACAAAAGAGAGAGGUCGUAGUACAUGUUCUGUUAAUAUAGCGAACCCGCUUGUCGGUUAAUAGGCUUUCACACGUUCUUACAUGUUGAUUUUUUUAUUUAAAAAAAACAACAAAAAAAACAGAAUCUGUAUUGAAUAAACUGAAGUGGCGAAUUCGGAGCGACAGAAAAUAAAAACUCGAGAAUCCGGAGCUGACAAAUAUUUAGACUCGCGAAUCCGGAAUUACGGGAUGAUCCGGAAAUGUUUCAACCCACAUAUCCCUUGUGUUGUUAGCACACAUGUAUGUACCUUUUCAUACAUUUUCGCUUCAGCAAACAAAUCGCCCGCUGUAACGCUGUUGUGUAAAAUAAAAACCUCCAAAAACACGUGCAUGUACAUUCUUAUUUAUUAAUGCACAUCGUGUACGUAAAGAAAUUUCAAGCCCAUGUUAAUAUAUUGUCACCACAUUUGUUUUCGUUUAUCUCGAUCAUCGGUUAUCUCGACACUUUUUGGCAAACCCCGAGGCCGUCGACAUAACCGGGUUCGACUGUAUUUAAAUUCAUCUAAUAAAUUAAACACGAAUAAUUGUGUUUUAUUUUCAGAAGUCCCGCGAUCUGUCAUGAUGAGCUACUUACGUGUAAAAAUAAAUAAAUGAUAAACUAUUUGGUGCCACCAUCUAAGGAAUAAAAAAAAAUAUAUGUUUCACAAAAAUG